Caenorhabditis remanei is the source of this 1557-nucleotide messenger RNA. RefSeq lists its product as uncharacterized. NCBI's taxonomy places the organism in Eukaryota, Metazoa, Nematoda, Chromadorea, Rhabditida, Rhabditidae. The transcript has 6 exons. The record is from RefSeq and is a predicted model, not a curated record. Bases 1 to 1557 code for a protein of 518 amino acids.
AUGAACUGGCUGGAAGCGCUUGUCGGUGAAUUGCAACAACAAACAAGACUUUCCAACACCGGUAUCCCCGAUGAUAAUGUACUUGAAAAGAGACUGAUCGAUUUGGUCAAGAUCGAAAUCGGCAGACUUCAUCUGAGCAUCCACGUUCAACAUCAUUUGAGCUCUGAAAAUAAGGGUUUGUCUGGUGUUGAAGUGAGUCCCAGUCCAGUUGAAGUCGUUUCUGCUUGCUUCGGAGUACUGACAACGGGAGGAUUCAAAGAGGCGGUGGGAAUAGAAGAAGCGGUAGUAGAUGCUGUAGUUGGAGGAAGUCCCAAGUUCAAAGUGAGAGCAGGAGCAGGAGCAGCAGAUGUCGCACCAAAUAAACUUCCAGUUGGUGCAGCAGAAGAAGUGGCAGUGGAUGUAGUAGCUGGCGUUGCUCCAAAACUUCCGGUUGUCCCGGAUGGAGCGAUAGAUGGGGCUGCUGCUGAAGUCGUUCCAAAUAAUCCUCCGGAAGAUGGUGCAGAAGUGGUGGUUGUAGUGGAAGGCUUGGUGCCGAAAAGUCCUCCGGUUGACGGUAGAGUAGAAGCAGACGCGGUGGAUACUGCAGUUGCGCCGAACAAAUUUCCAGCAGAAGCUGGCACUGGUGCAGUUGUAGAUGAGGUUCCAAAAACCGUUGUUGCAGCCGGUACAUUCGUUUGGGUUGUGGAACUGAAUAGUCCACCUGUUGAACUGGUCAGAGUAUUAGCGUUUCCACCAAAAAGUCCUCCAGUAGUAGAAACUGUUGCUGCUGCGGCAGCUGGGGAAGCAAACAUUCCGGUUGAUGGAGCUGUUGUGGUAGUAGCGGGAGUUGUAGAAGCGAACAUUGCAGCUGGCUUGGCUGCAUUACUGGUUCCAAACAGACCAACUCCAGGUGCUGCGGGUGCAGGAGCAGUACUUCCGAAGAGCCCGCUAGCUGGAGGGGCGGCUGGGGAGGUUGAGGUAGCUGUUCCGAAGAUGUUUCCCCCGCUGGUUUGUACAGUUGAGGAAGAUCCAAAAAGACCUGUGUUUGACGUUGCAGGCGCAGUAUUGGUAGCGGCACCAAACAUGCUACUGGCCGGUGCCGCAGGCGUGGAUGUAUUGCCGAACAAACCAGAUGUCACGGUACCAGUUGAAGAACCGAAUAAUCCGGGGUUUAAUGACGUUGAUGUCGUUGUGUUGCCAAAAAGAUUACUAGAUGGAGCUGCUGACGUGUUAGCAGACUGUCCGAAAAGUCCUCCAGUGGCUGGAGCAGAAGUGGCAGUAUUUCCGGCACCAAACAGAUUUGCUGUUGGUGCGGUAGCUCCGAAGAGGCCAGUGCUUGGAGUAGCGUUGCUCACCGAAGAACCGAAAACGUUCGUAUUGGCAGGAGCCGCGGAGGUGUUAUUUCCGAAAAGGCCAGUUGUUGCAGGGGCCUGUGUUGACGUUCCUCCAAACGGAUUGGCAUUUCCACCAGAAGUAGUUGUGCUAGCACCGAACAUAUUGUUUACUGAAAAAUUGAAAAUGGAUGCGAAACUUGUGGAAAAUAGUUUUACCUGUGUUAGUUGCUGUAUUACCGAAUGA